AUGAGGCUGGUCCGGGGCCAGGUGCUGGCGCUACGCGAAUCGCAGUUCGUCGAGGCGGCCUACUCCAUCGGGACCAGCACGCCUCGACUGCUUGCGCGCCACAUAUUCCCGAAUGUCGUUAGCCCACUCAUCGUGACCAUGUCGUUCGGCCUCGGCGCAAUUGCCUUGUCUGAAGUCGUACUGAGUUUCUUCGGCCUCAGCGUGCAGGUCGGCAGGCCCAGCCUGGGCCGGAUGAUAGGAGAGACCAUCGGUCGCACAGGCAGCAGCGGGUAUCGUCUGCGACCUCUGAGCAAUUGA
Geodia barretti is the source of this 297-nucleotide messenger RNA. Lineage: Eukaryota; Metazoa; Porifera; Demospongiae; Tetractinellida; Geodiidae. The record is from the annotation of a GenBank genome assembly.